Dermacentor andersoni is the source of this 2866-nucleotide messenger RNA. It is a transcript of the gene polo, whose product is annotated as Serine/threonine-protein kinase polo. Lineage: Eukaryota; Metazoa; Arthropoda; Arachnida; Ixodida; Ixodidae. Gene Ontology annotation, biological process: mitotic spindle organization; protein phosphorylation. Gene Ontology annotation, cellular component: nucleus; kinetochore; cytoplasm. Gene Ontology annotation, molecular function: protein serine/threonine kinase activity; protein binding; ATP binding. The record is from RefSeq and is a predicted model, not a curated record.
AACAUUCAAAAACCGGCGCUGGCAGAGGUGGUUGCCCAAAACGUUUUUGUAGGCUCGUGGCGGUGGUGGUCGGUUGAGGCAAUUUGAAUUGGUGCUCGCGGCAGCUCGCGGGGCUCGCGGUUUGAGGUGCGCUGCUGAGCCGGGCCGUUGAACAGUCAAACAGACUGCGCUGUUCUUUCACGAUGGCCUCUGCCAUCCCUACCAGGACGGUCCCAACCGUUACCAAGGACCUCCCGGAGAUCGUGGUCGACAAGAAAGGCAAGAAGGAGUAUGUCCGCGGCAAAUUCCUUGGGAAGGGUGGCUUUGCCAAAUGCUACGAACUCACCGACAAGGCAACCAACACCAUUUAUGCAGGCAAAGUGGUCUCCAAGGCACUACUUGUCAAGUCCCACCAGAAAGAAAAGAUGGCCCAGGAAAUCCAAAUCCACAGGAGCCUGAAUCACAAACACAUUGUGGGCUUUCAUAGCUACUUUGAAGAUGAUAAGAAUGUGUACAUAGUCCUGGAACUUUGCAGCAGGCGGUCCCUCAUGGAAAUGCACAGGCGUCGCAAGAUGUUGACCGAGGCAGAGGCACGCUACUUCCUUCACCAGAUUCUCCUUGCCUGCCGCUACCUCGUACAGCAGAAAGUCAUCCACAGAGACCUCAAGCUUGGAAACCUGUUGCUCAAUGACUGCAUGGAGCUAAAGGUCGGUGACUUUGGGCUUGCCACCCGUGUGGACUUUGAUGGCGAGAGGAAGAAGACCCUCUGCGGCACACCAAACUACAUAGCGCCGGAAAUACUAGCAAAGAAAGGGCACAGCUUUGAAGUUGACAUCUGGUCCAUCGGAUGUAUCUUGUUUACCCUUAUUGUGGGGCAUCCACCAUUUGAGACCCCUACACUCAAGGAGACAUACAUCCGCAUCAAGAAAAAUGAGUAUCAUGUGCCUUCAACUGUGAGCUCUCCCGCCCGUAACCUCAUCCGGCGCAUGCUGCAGCAAGAGCCAGAGAGAAGGCCCAACAUCGAAGCCAUCAUGCAAGACGAGUUCAUGACGUGUGGGCCCCUGCCAUCGCGCCUCCCAACAUCUUGCCUAACCACGGAGCCUCGCUUUGACACGCUCAAUGCCACCCUGAGCGUGAAUGGCCGCAGACCUCUGCUGGAACGAAAUGAAGGCCGUGAACUGGAGGCAAAGGUCACUCCUAUCAGAAACCAUCCUGACAAGGAAGCCAAGCCAGUAAAGUGCCUGAAGCCACAGCUACCAGCUGCACCGGCAGGUGCUCAGAAGGCGGCAGCCGACAGCCCGGCACGCAAGGGUGCUCCCCAAGAGGCACAUCUCACCGAGCUUCAGUGCCUCCUACGUCGUCUGUGCAAUGCUCGGCCACCCGAGCUGCGCUUCGAGCGCCCCGAUGAGGCAGAGGACCCAGCCUCAGUGCCUGUGUUCUGGGUGAGCAAGUGGGUGGAUUACACCGACAAGUAUGGACUAGGCUAUCAGCUCUGUGACAACAGCAUCGGUGUGGUCUUCAAUGACAACACCAGGAUCAUCCUACUAAACAACAACUUGAGCGUGACGUAUGUCGACGAGAACAGCAUUGAGCAUUACCACACUGUGGAGGAGUUCCCGCCGUCACUGGAAAAAAAAAUGACCCUUUUGAAGUACUUCUGUACCUACAUGAAGCAGUACCUGCUCAUGACGGGUGAGGAUGUGAGCCCCCGGGAAUGUGACAACCUUGUCAGGCUACCCUGCCUUGGGACAUGGUUGCGCACCCGUUCAGCAAUAUCGUUCUACCUCACCAAUGGAACAGUUCAGAUCAACUUUUUCCAGGACCAUACCAAGUUGAUCCUGUGCCCGCUCAUGUCAGCAGUGUCGUACAUUGACAAUAACAGGGUUUUCCACACAUACCGGCUAGAGACACUCCAUAAAGGAUGCCCACCAGAUCUGUUCUCCCGUCUCAAGUAUGCACGGACCAUCCUAGACAGACUGGCCAGUACACCAUCCUAGUCCAACCACUGCCCACCUGCUACCCCUUCGGCAUGUUCCUGCCACGUCGCGAUCUCUUCAGAGCUUCAGGGGUUACCUUUCUGUGUCAAUGAAAAAAAAAAAACUUGUACAUAGUUUUUUUUUCUCUUCAUUUUUACAGCACAUAGUUUUUAUUAUUUAGCAUAUCACUCUUUUACCAUUGGCUGUUUCCCACAUGUUCCAUUAUUUUAGUUGCUGAUGACAAUAAGCUGCAAAUUUUCAGCUGCACGUUGUGUGCACCUCUCUUCCCCCAUUCCCUUUCUUUUUUUUCUCCAUGCUUUCUAUGUGCAAGGCUUGAUGUGUGCUAUUGCAAUAGCAAUCACGCAUGUCUGGCUUUUUUUUUUAUGCCAGUAAAUUCAGGUUUAUUAGUGGUCUCUGCAGACUGAUCCAUAUUUGACCUUUGUCCUUGUAUUGUUACAGUAGUGUUUUCAGUGUUGCUAAAGUCUCCUAUAGCUGUCUGCAUACAUCUUUGCUAGAGACCAUGGUCUCUUAUUGUUGCCUUGAAGUCUAUGCAGCACAGAUUUAGCAAUGAUUUAUUUAUUGUCCAGCAUUGUGUCCGCUGACACAAUGCUGGGGCUUUUAUCAAGAGGUUAGUCUCCAGUGGUGAAUUAUUUGUGCAAUGUAACAGUGUGUCCCGUCUAUUUCAUGCUGUGUAUCUUCCAUGUUACAUUGUGCUGUACGUUCAAACUUGACUGGCCAUAUGGAGACUUAUAUACAUUUUGCUACUGACAAUGUCUUCUUUCUGCAGAAAUUUUAUUUUUGCAGUCCACAAAUUGCUCGAGAUGCUGUGGUACAUGUAGGGUUCUAUUUUGCCUUGCUGAAUGAAGGACUAAAAAUUGGAGCUGAAAUAAAAGUGAUCACUAUUCUUUUCA